Molecule: messenger RNA, 1999 nt
Organism: Pyrus x bretschneideri (Chinese white pear)
Lineage: Eukaryota; Viridiplantae; Streptophyta; Magnoliopsida; Rosales; Rosaceae
Product: cyclin-A2-4-like
Exons: 12
Coding region: 163-1605 (480 amino acids)
Biological process (GO): mitotic cell cycle phase transition; regulation of cyclin-dependent protein serine/threonine kinase activity
Cellular component (GO): cyclin-dependent protein kinase holoenzyme complex; cytoplasm; nucleus
Molecular function (GO): cyclin-dependent protein serine/threonine kinase regulator activity
Source: RefSeq, a predicted model, not a curated record
UUGUGCCUAAUCCCGCUCUCUCUCAAGCUCAGAGCUUUCUCUCUCCUCCUCUUUCUGGAGGCCUUUGGAACUUUUAGGAUAGAGAGAGAGAUUCAUUUCUUUAGGUCACAUUGAUUGGUUCCAUUUGAUGUGGUGAGCUGUUUGUAUCUCAGCCCUGCAAACAUGAAGAGAGAAAAUACAGUCACCGCACAUGUUAGAGAACUUCCUGGUAGAAUAACACGUGCUCGAGCUGCUUCACUUCAUACAUCUGGACAUAUUCCCCCACCUAAACCACCCACACAACAGAGUCAGAAGCAGGCUUUGCGGACAAAUUCAAAGAGAGCUGCCACGGAUGAGAACAUUACAAACGCUACUGGUAAUGCAUGUAUCCAACGCAAGAGGAGGGCAGUACUUCAAGAUGUGACCAAUGCUCUCUGUAAACCUUCAUAUGCAAACUGCUUCAAUGCAACUAAAAUUAAGGCUAAGAACAGUAAGCCAACUAAAAAGGGUCAGGCAAAGCUGAUGGAAAUGGCCUUUUCCGUUGCUGGAGAUUCAAAAACCGAGGUUUUGGAUGGAACAGUCAAACUAGAGCUUAAAUCAGACGAAUUUUGGUGUACAAUUAAUUUGGAAGAUGGCAACAGAUUUAUGAGGUCAAAUAAGGAUGUGAAAGAUAUUGAUCAGUUGGAGAAUCAGAGUUCUGGAGUGGCUCCAAAAUUCCAAAGCCCUUCGUUUAAAGCAGAUAAUGGUAGUCUUUCAGCAGACAUGGUUAUGUCAAGCAACCAGCAUAUUGUUAACAUUGAUGCGGAUUACAAGGAUCCACUUUUGUGUAGCCUCUAUGCCCCUGAUAUCUAUAACCAUUUAAGUGUUGCAGAGCUUGACAGAAGGCCACAUGCCAGUUUUAUGGAAACAAUACAGCAAGAUAUCACCAAAAGUAUGAGGGGGAUUUUAAUCGAUUGGCUUGUAGAGGUGUCAGAGGAAUAUGAGUUGGUCCCAGAUACGCUUUACCUCACAGUUUAUCUCAUCGAUCGGUUUCUCUGUCACAAUUACAUUGAUAGGAACAGACUUCAAUUGCUUGGCAUCACUUGCUUGUUGAUUGCCUCGAAAUAUGAAGAGAUCUCUGCACCACGUGUUGAAGAGCUUUGUUUCAUGACAGACAACACUUACUCGAGAGAGCAGGUACUGAAAAUGGAGAGUCAAGUACUGAAGUAUUUUGGUUUUCAACUUUUUGCACCAACCACAAAAACGUUCCUCAGGAGAUUUCUUCGAGCAGCACAAGCUUCUUAUAAGAGUCCUAGCCUUGAACUGGAGUACUUGGCCAAUUAUCUUGCUGAGCUAACUUUGGUUGACUACAGCUUCUUGAAUUUCCUUCCGUCUGCCAUUGCUGCAUCCGCAGUUUUUCUUUCCAAAUGGACCUUAGAUCAGUCCAGCCACCCAUGGAAUCCAAUACUCGAACACUAUACCCUUUACAAGCCAUUGGACUUGAAGAUCACAGUUCUUGCUUUGCAAGAACUACAGCUGAACACUAGUGGUUGUCCUCUGAAUGCCGUACGCAUGAAGUAUAGACAUCAAAAGUACAAAUCUGUGGUGGGUUUGUCAUCCCCGGAACUCCCUGAAAUGCUAUUUUGAAGAUGAUUUCAAGGGACAGCUAACAGAGACUGACAUGUAUACUUUCUGGACAGAAGUUUCCUCGGGGUUUUUUCAGUCACUCCAUGAGGCGGGCUAUUUACAUUCGUUUUAUCCAAUUUUCUUAGUUCUUUGUUUAUAGGUUUUCUGACCUGGGUUUGUGCUUCAAGCAACCUGUGUCUUUUGUAGAAUUGAACUAGGGCUGUCUAGCCACUUAAGCAUGAAACUUGGUUACAUGAACUGUUAAUAGUCGUCAUUAUGUUGAGUUCAGGUUAAUCCAGCGUAAUUAGGCCGAUCGCGGUUUAAUUCAGUUGUAAAGUUUUUCACGACCCUAAUUAAUUAGUGAGAUGUAACUUUUGCAGCCAAAGGUUUUAAUCUAAUGAACCAUAUUUUUGUU